AUGAGUGCUAGCAAUGCCAGCGCACUGGAUGAGCUGGACAAAUGGUGGACGAGGCAGCGACCAAGAUGGAUGGAUGUUAUCUCAGAUUUUGCUGGCCAGGAAUUAUUUAUUAUCGAUGGAGACGCCUUGAUCGAAUAUGUUCUUGAUAAUAAUUUACUUGCACUUGGAAAGGAUGGCGAUCCUUCGUUUCAGCUCCUUCAUGCUAUCUGGCUGCUCGAAACAACUGUACAGAAACUCCUGUCAAGAGAUUGUGCUUUUGAAGUCGUGUUUUUUCAAUGCAAUCGCCACUUUGCUAUGCAACUUGGAGAAAGUGACAAUAUCGUUGCUGCUAGAACUUUGGCUCGGUCAAUCUUGUCGAGAGAGUUAUCCCAAUUACCUGGCAUUGCUUCGUAUCAUUUUGAAAACUUGGAAUCUCUGCAAUGGAAAAAGUACUUUGAACACACUCGGCCCAUGUUUUAUCUGGGAAGCGAUGGAUUCACAGGAACCGCACUAUCUACUGAAAAGAAUCUGGUGGCAAAGGUCUUCUUGUUUCAAAUCAUGGCUCAAGGAAUGCCAGUUGUUUUAUUGAAGCCAAUCGAGUUCAAAGAUAACUCAAAGAUGCUGAGUUUGGUCUAUGAUCGAAGUCGACACAACACUGUGCUCGCUCCAGGCAUCCAAGCAGCUGCUGACACCGCUCGAGAAACUUUAGAGUUAUUAAUACCGGCACCAAUCUCAGCAGCAUUACUGCAGAAUGAAGAUAUCAUCUACAGGGCUGCAUCAGCAUGCUUUGAGUCAGGCCCGAAAGAUCCGGUAUUGGAAGCCCUGCUCUUUCUUUAUAUUGCCCAUGUCAAACUCCUUGAGUACAUACCAUUACCAGAAAGAGCACAAAAGCUGACUGUAGAUAAAACUCCCCUUCUCGCAUAUCUUGAAACCACUUUUUUCCCCUUCCUGUAUAAAUGUAUCACUGCAGUUGUGGAUAGCAUCCCAGCCACCACACCUCUUCCAUUCCUCCAUUUAGACGGACGUAUCUUCUAUCAGCUUGUAGUAGAGACCAUUUCGCAUCCCUCGUUGGGUGAUGUAUUAGGUCAACCUGUAUUCGAAUCCGUGAGUCAACAAUGGAUGACUAUCACCAAGAACCAUGCACCCGAUAUGAAUAUCCUUCAACGUCAAUUUGGGUCGAAUUUGUCUAAUGGGAUAGAUGUAUCUAAACCAACAGUGGACGACAAUUUUAAGAGUCUAUUACCAUUCUCCAAUCCGAUAUUCGACGGGCAUCUUAAAGAUGUCCACGUCAGGGUUGAUGAGACUGACUCGUCUCUUCUGGCAAAUGCGGCUGGUCCUCUUGGUUUCCAGUCUGUGUUUGUGGAUGAUAAGCACUGGCACAAUGAAAAGCCGCUAGUACAGAAGCUAACUGAAAGAGAAACAGCUUGGCAACAGAAGAAGAAGCUUCGACAGGAGCAGAAGUUUAUGGCUCAUAUGCAGAAAUCAGCGGCUAGUCUUACAGGAGCGUCUGGUGCAAUCUUGCGAAAGAUCACCAUCCCAAUGGUUGGCAAACGAAUAACAUCUGCUGCCUCGGCAUCAACAGCCAAAUCCAAGUCUUCAUCAGCCAAACCAGCCAAGGAAUCGAGGCCUUCGUCGUCAUCUUCGUCGUCAAAAAUGAGUAAAGCAGAUCAGAUUAAAGCUGAAAACAUUGCUAAGAAAGAAGCAGAGGAACGUUUAGGCAAUGAGAAAUGGUGGAAGGAAAGACUUAUCGAACUUCGCCCUCUCGAUGUCUCAGCUCAAAUAGAGCUCAUUGCUGGAUUCAUUGCCAGCAAGAGAACGUCUGAAAAAUGGCUUGGUACAGAGAUCAUGUUGAAACGACUGGACCUUGAAAUCCAAAAAUGGAUUGCCGAUCCAAAACGUGAAGAUCCGGUUGUUGUGGAUGGAUACCGAGUAUAUCUUGCUCGAACUAUUGUAAAAGUCUUGCAAGAUGUAUCUCGUGGUAAACUAUCUAUGAGUGUUACGCAAGGAAAGGCAUUCGUUGCCAUAAUCGAUACUCUUAAUUUGAGAUGUAUGAUUCCCGAUGGUCUUGUGUUGGGAGAGGAAGUGGAAGCCAAGCCAACUGCUGAAUAUACGAACUCUAAAUCUGGUGGUAAGAAGGGUUCUUCAAAGAAGGAAAAGCCCGCUGUUGAAACUAGUGCUCCAACCGGAAAGGAUGCCGCAUUGUCAUUUGAACCUGUGCCCUUAUUGAAGAAGAACAAGGCCAUAUAUGAAUUCAUGACGUUGAAGGAGGACCCGAUCGAAUUUCAGCUUCGAUGUAUGGGCGAGUAUAUGACACGGAGUUUGGACAGUCAACCAGACUCUCGAGUAGAUUUCGAACCCGAUAAAUGGCAACGUGAAGUGCUUGAUGGUAUCGAUAAUGAUGAAUCCAUGCUGAUUGUUGCACCGACGAGUAGCGGAAAAACCUUCAUCAGUUUUGCUGCAAUGGAGCGUGUGCUUAGAGAAUCUGAUGAUGGCAUUGUGGUUUAUGUCGCCCCCACGAAAGCUUUGGUAAAUCAGGUCGCCGCGGAGGUGUUUGCUCGAUUCUCAAAGACUGUACCCUCCAUGAAUCUAUGGGCCAUUCAUACUAGAGAUUAUCGAAUCAAUGAUCCACAAAAAUGUCAAGUGCUUGUUACAGUACCUCAUAUCCUAUCUAUCAUGUUGUUAUCGCCAGCUAUUGCUGAGAAGUUUACGUCUCGUAUUCGAAGAGUGAUUAUCGACGAAAUUCAUUCGAUAUCCGAAGAAGGCGCUGGAAAUAUUUGGGAGCAGAUAAUUCUUAUGAAUCCUGCACCUGUGAUUGGAUUGAGUGCUACUGUUGGUGCUCCUGAACGAUUCUCUGACUGGUUGAAAUCCGUGGAAAGCAAUAGAGGACGCCCUUAUAAAUUCGUCCAUCACAGACACCGAUUUAAUGCUCUCAGAAAGUUUGUGUAUGCUCCAACUGAAGUCUCUACCAAGUUUGGACCACUUCAAGAGCAUCAACCCAAUCCAUCUGCAUUCCCGCAUGUGCAUCCUAUUGCUGCAUUGGCACUAGGACGAUCAUAUAUGCCCGAAGACUUGUCUCUUGAACCACGAGACACACUCUCCCUAUGGAAGGCUAUGGUCAAAUCAGGUGGUCCAAUGGACGCGAAGCUGAAGCCAGCGACGUUUUUUGCCAAAACGCCGUCUGUAGCACUCAAGGAAGUCAUUGUGUACGAGAAAGAUCUCAAGGAGACUCUAUUGUCUUGGUUGAAUGAUCCUAAACUACAGGCACCGUAUCAUAGAGUUAUAGAUAUCUUGUCGGAUCCACUCACCGAUGCACUGACAGCAGGAAAGGCUUCUGUGCAAGUUGAUGAAGACUCGGAUGAAUUCUAUGCCCUGUUUCUUCCACUCUUAUACGAUCUGAAUGCUCAGAAUUCGUUGCCAGCUAUCAUUUUUAAUUUUGAUCGAAAUGGUUGUGAAGUGAUACUGCAAAAUAUUGUAAGUGGACUUACAAAGGCUGAGACGGCAUGGAGAGCAACAUCAGUAAAGUAUCAAAGAUUGGUUGAGAAGGCUAAUGAGGCUGAAAAGAAUGCUAAAGCACGAGCCAAGAAGCUGGAAUCUAUGGCACGUAAUGCUGGAAAGGACGAUGAUAAAUCCCCAGCUGAUAAUGACGACUCUGUAUUUACAUUCGAUCCAAGUGCUCCAUCGCCUGAAUUCACCUUUGUUGGCAAGGGUAUUUCUCAAAUCGAGUUUGAGAAAGACAUUGCAGAAAUGAAGUACUUGGCCCUCCCAGACUUUAUUAUCGAUGGUCUUCGAAGGGGUGUUGGUGUACAUCAUGCUGGAAUGAAUCGACGAUACCGUGUUCUAGUAGAAAAUUACUUCCGACUUGGUGUCCUUCGAGUCGUCAUCGCAACAGGAACUCUAUCACUCGGCAUUAAUGCCCCCGCAAAGAGUUGUAUCUUUGGCGGUGAUUCCGUCUUCUUGACCGCGCUCAAUUUCAGGCAAUGCUCAGGUCGUGCUGGUCGUCGAGGUUUCGAUAAUAUUGGGAAUGUCGUCUUUGUUGGAAUUCCUCAAGAUCGUAUUCAGAGACUGCUCUUGUCUCGUUUGCCCAAACUCGUUGGCACAUUUCCCCUCACGACUACGCUUAUCGUCCGUCUCUUCAUCUUGUUACACGGUGCUCCUGGAGUCGAGUAUCCAAUCAAAGCAAUUGAAGGAUUACUGGCGCUUCCUCAGCUCUCUGUUACGACCAAUAUGGGACGUGAUCAGCUGUCUCAUUUUGUACGUUUCAGUAUUGAGUAUCUGAGACGUGUUGGGCUGUUGGAUUCUAUUGGACGACCUCUGGACUUGUGUGGCAUGGUCUCGCAUUUGUAUCCAUACGAGCCAUCAAACUUCGCCAUCGCCGCACUCCUCCAUUCCGAAGAGCUACACAAAAUUGCUGCUGACAUUGACACAAACCCUCUCGACACCAUCCAGAACCUUUGUGUAGUAUUCGCCCAUCUAUUUGCACGUGUUAUUCGUAGAAGACAAAGCCCCGAGUCUUUAGCAGACUUGAUUGGACGCUCUGCAUCCCAAAUAAUUCUACCACCAUUGCCCAAGGGCGUGACUGCGGUGCUAGAUGCUCACAACAAGGCCAUCGUUACGACAUUUGCCAACUAUGCACGGGCAUACGCGGCGGAAUACGCAGCAAAGCUAGGAGUUGAUGAUACUCUCCCGCUCUCUGGACGUAAAAUUCAGCCAGUUAGUAACAGCCCUAGUAGUUUCGUAAAGAAGUUAGGCCAAACGAAGAUUGCAGUGUACAGUCGCUCACCGUUUGUUGCCACGUCAGGACAUGAUGAUUCGUAUGCCAUGGUGUCAGAGUUAUCUGAUUCUGCUCGAUCAGGAUUGUCUUUAUCAAAGAAUGCAGUACCCUUCUUUUCGACGUUAGAUGAAUCUGAACUUCAACUUGAUGCGUAUGCUCCUGACUUCUUGAAACAUGGUUCGCUUACAGUCCUGGUUCGAGACAACUGUGUCCGCAGAGGAGACGCAUGGUUCUUGCUACAAGACUUUGAUCUGGCUCUCUCGACAAUCAAGCAGUCACUAGAACGACUCUUGGGACAUAAAGAAGACUCAGAGGAUGACGGAAACGACUCUGAUGAAGAGAAGGAUGAUGAAACUGCUAAUGGUGACACCGUCGAGUCUGCCAGCGUUACCGGAGUGUCUCCAGAGAAUGUCAAGCUGAUGAAGGCCAUCACUUUGCUCAACGACACAUUCCAUGACAAGUUUAGGAAAAUAUUCUCAUAG
Synchytrium microbalum is the source of this 5232-nucleotide messenger RNA. RefSeq lists its product as uncharacterized. The record is from RefSeq and is a predicted model, not a curated record. Gene Ontology annotation, cellular component: cytoplasm. NCBI's taxonomy places the organism in Eukaryota, Fungi, Chytridiomycota, Chytridiomycetes, Synchytriales, Synchytriaceae. The transcript has 25 exons. The coding region runs from base 1 to 5232 and encodes 1743 amino acids. Gene Ontology annotation, molecular function: ATP binding; nucleic acid binding.